AUGGCAUCUGUCGCUGCGUGGUUACCGUUCGCGCGAGCCGCUGCCAUCGGAUGGGUGCCUAUAUCGAGACAGCCGAUGCCGCAAGCACCGGUUGCCAUUCAGGCGAAAGACCUUGCCGUGGAUCACGUGUCCGAUGAAAAGCUCGCUAUCAACAUUUCGGGAAGGCGAUUCGAGACAUGGAAGAACACCCUGGAAAAAUUUCCGGAAACCCUUCUUGGAUCGAACGAGAAGGAAUUCUUCUAUGACGAAGACACCGGCGAAUACUUUUUCGAUAGGGACCCUGACAUCUUCCGGCACAUUCUCACUUUCUACCGAACCGGAAAACUUCAUUAUCCUCGACACGAAUGUCUCGUCGCUUAUGAUGAGGAGCUCUCGUUUUUUGGCAUCAUGCCCGAUUUGAUAUCCGAUUGCUGCUAUGAGGAUUAUAAAGACAAGAAACGAGAAAACCAGGAGAGACUGAUGGAAGAACGAUUGGAGACGGUUGAGACCGGACAGGUGAAACAAACACUCCAGCAGAAAAUGUGGGCUGCAUUCGAGAAUCCGCACACAUCCUCAAUAGCUCUCGUCUUUUAUUAUGUCACUGGAUUCUUCAUUGCGGUUUCUGUCCUUUGCAAUAUCAUCGAAACGAUUCCAUGCUGGUACGAGAACAACCAAGCCGUCUCGUGCGGCGAUGCCUACGAGAAACAAUUCUUCGUUCUCGAUACCGCAUGCGUCAUUAUCUUUACUAUCGAAUACUUGUUACGGUUAUACGCGGCGCCGGACCGCUGCAAAUUUAUGAGGUCCAUAAUGAGCGUCAUCGAUGUCGUCGCCAUUAUGCCAUAUUACGUUGGUCUAGGAUUGCAGAACAAUAAGGAUGUGUCGGGAGCAUUCGUCACACUUCGAGUAUUUAGGGUGUUCCGAAUAUUCAAAUUCUCACGUCAUUCACAAGGCCUUCGCAUUCUCGGCUACACUCUAAAGUCUUGCGCUUCCGAGCUGGGAUUCCUCGUCUUCUCGCUCGCGAUGGCUAUCAUCAUAUUCGCUACAAUCAUGUACUAUGCUGAGAAGAAGGUCGAGAGCACUAGAUUCACUUCCAUUCCAUCGGCAUUCUGGUAUACGAUUGUGACACUGACGACACUUGGCUAUGGAGAUAUGGUGCCUUCGACUGUGAUGGGUAAAAUUGUCGGAGGCAUUUGCUCACUCUCCGGUGUGUUGGUUAUCGCUCUUCCCGUUCCCGUCAUCGUCAGCAAUUUCUCUCGAAUCUACCAUCAAAAUCAGCGUGCUGAUAAGCGACGAGCUCAAAAGAAGGCGAGACUCGCGAGAAUUCGAAUUGUCAAAAAUGCUUCCGGACAAGCGUUAUUCAAUAAGAAGAAGGCGCAUGAAGCACGAAUGCAGGCGUUCGAACAAGGCCAUCUCUCAUUCGAUGCGCUUCGCGACGAAGACAUCUUCGAGAUUCAGCAUCAUCAUCUACUUCAAUGUCUUGAAAAAGCAACGGAGCGCGAAUUUGUUGAAGCCGAAGUGGCAUUCGAAGGCGGCCGAAAUACACCGCCACCCAGCGAUACAUCGUCAUUACGUGUAAAAGCGAAACGAAAACGGAAAUUAUGUUGUGUUUCAAAAGAGAAUGAGGAAAUGGAGGAGUUGGACCGGGAGGCCCGGGUAACAUUUAAUCAGGAUCUGAAUCAGAUUUGCGAAUCAAAAUCCAACGACGAUCACAAUUACACAAAUCAAAACGAUAAAAUAUGCGUAUCACAACUCUAG
Molecule: messenger RNA, 1734 nt
Organism: Caenorhabditis bovis
Lineage: Eukaryota; Metazoa; Nematoda; Chromadorea; Rhabditida; Rhabditidae
Source: the annotation of a GenBank genome assembly